This is a messenger RNA of Varroa destructor (honeybee mite), 3252 nucleotides long. RefSeq lists its product as uncharacterized. Gene Ontology annotation, biological process: lipid metabolic process. NCBI's taxonomy places the organism in Eukaryota, Metazoa, Arthropoda, Arachnida, Mesostigmata, Varroidae. Gene Ontology annotation, molecular function: phosphoric diester hydrolase activity. The record is from RefSeq and is a predicted model, not a curated record.
CUCAAAAGUCAAAAACUGACUGAAACGGAGAACGCCAGAUCGUCACGAAACGAAUCUAAGUGAAUUUAUAUCAGUGAAUUUAUUUACUACAGACAACGUCAACACGGCUAGUUCUAAAGAACUACGCAACCACGGUCACUCAAUGGUGGGGUCGGAGGCUUGUGAAAUCGUACGCUGUGGGACCGUGUUCAGACAUAACGGAUUUGUACAGAUGUGCGUCAUGCAACCCUGAAGUACAACUGUAUUGUACAUUGAAAAAAGUAGUGCUGUGUGUAAACUGAUGGACUGAUCUUUGCAUGUAACAGUUGGACCUCUCUUUGAAGAAAACAAAGAAAUCAUCGGCUGUAAGCAAUGGCAUUAUUACAUUACGUGUUUGCAGUUUUUCAACUGGCGUCCAUUUACCGAGCCAGCUGCACUGUGCAGAGGCCAGUAUCGUUAUUUGUCGCCAUAUCGCCAGGACUUCCUCGUCGACAGCAUAAUACCCAUAUUCGAGAAGUGGCUGUUCAUUUCAGCGGGCUCAAUACGUCCCUUGUCACUGAUGGAUGCUUGGUACUUGCGCGCGAUUGGGAAUUCAGAUCGAUCUUAAAACGAAUAAACAUUCACGAUGAACUUGAGGAUGACGAAGACCCUACUGAAGGACGAAUCUUUACGGGAUACGUCAUACCACCGAGUAAUUUUAGUGCUCAAAUUGUACCAACCGACUGCAUCGGAUAUUUCAUUCGUUUGGAAUGGAGAUCCACGAUUAUCGCUGAGAGCUGUUUGCGAGUUUAUCCAGACUGGAUGGGGCAGCUUGUUGAUCAAGAACCUGCCGCUGUGUGGUUCACGUUUUCAGGAAACCUUACGCUAAAUUACCUUGCAAUACCAGGAUCGCACAACGCUGGCGCCUACAAGGUGUACGAGCCUCAUGAAGAAUCUUUCAUCACAUGGUAUCGCGAUUGCCAAGAGGAGGACAUUUACUCACAACUCGUAUAUGGAAGCCGUUUUCUCGAUAUUCGGCCAGGAUUAGUCAGUACAAAUAACACAAAAACGUUCUGGGUGUUUCACUCGGCCAUCCGAACGGACAACAGAUUGCAAAGCGUACUUCACGAUGUUAAGAAAUUCCUUGACGAACAUAAACGUGAGGUGAUCUUCAUCGACUUCCACGAAUUCCCAUGGGGCUUCAAAACGUCAGCGGAUUAUACGUCAUUGGGAGAUUUUGUCGAGAAACAUCUUGGACCUUACAUUUUGCAGUAUCGUCCCCAUAUGAUCACGUUGUCCGAGACAGUUGCAUUAAAUCAAAGAGCUGUGGUCACAUUCUCACAGGAUGACAACCUCGCGCGUAGAUUCCUACCUGGCGUGUACCACGCGUGGGCAAACACCGACAAUCUACAGGUGCUGAAAGAUCGCUUAAGGCAGAUGCAGAAUCAGCAAAGCGAAGGCAACAGGCUUUAUUCGGCCAUGGCGCAACUGACUCCUCAGGGUGCGUUGAAUAUUAUUUUUGAUCAGUAUCAGGGCGGUGUACGGGCACUUUCACAUCUAAACAAUAUGAAAGUAAUGUUGUGGUGGAGAAAAAAUCAAGAAUACCGCACUUCAACAAACAUUAUAGCUAUGGACUAUUUAACAUCAUCGAGUGUCGUCGAUAUCUGUCGAGCCAUUAAUGCUCAGCGCGCCCUUGAUCUGCGCAGGGGCCAUCGUUUGCCAUAGAGGGGUUUGUAAUUAAAAAUCAUAAUAUAAUAAAGGAGAAACUUAUUUUAGAUACGACAUCUUUACUAAGUACGCUUCUUAAAAGUACGUAUUGAGAAGAGCCAAUUUGUUACGGUAUAACAUUUUUGUUGAAUAUUUUGCGAGAAAAAAGAGAGACAAAAUAUCGAUAUGAGGCUUGAAUUAGACAUCGCCAUUACUAAGGAUCUACUCCUAAUAGUUGCUAUAACUGGUCUACAACGGCGUACCUACAUAAAUUGUCGAAGCAACCAAAAAAGUUAUAAGGCUUGCGGUGCUACGCACAAAAGGUUGAUAGUUGAAUAAGUUGAACUCCGGUAAGUUGCGAUAAAUAAGCAAAAUGGUUCCAGCCACAGAACAUUUCUCAUCCUUAAAAACCGAUUGCCAAAUAACCCCGCAUUGACGAGCAUUACUAGAAUUAUUCGUACAGAUGUUUUUCACUGGACAAUAUUGGAUGCACCGGACUCAGCUAUUAUUAAUUUGCACUGCGUUCAAACCACACCGAAAGCCAUUUGUACUUUUCAAUUCCUGUUAUUUAGUGUAUUAUGCGAGCGGCGAAUCAUGUCUACGCAAGCAACGCAAGGCCAUCUAAUGACCCCUUAGUCCCUUCGAAUUCAUGGCAGCGAUUAAGUUGAAGCAUCUACGCAAACUCGGAACUUAUUCUUAUCCUUUCUACUAUUUUCGGAUUAUAUUUGCCCGAGCUCGAUGAGUUGCAUUAUGAAAGAGCACUGUGUUAUAGUCACUUAAAUUGCGUUAAUUCCCAAAGUUGCCAACUGUAUUAUAUCACUUUAGCACAGUAUCGAAACAACUCUACUUGCUUAAUUGCCCUGUGUAGGGUGUAUACAAAACCGGAUAGGAAGCAAUACUUGCUCGAAACUGCAUAAGCAGGCUAACCUGUAAAUAUAGAGAAAAAAAUCCAAGUCAAUGAAUAUGAUAUGUGUGGAACACGGAAGCAAUACUUUCACAAUAUAGAGCAACAAUGGUGUAGGUACCAAAAAAGGUUGACGGAUCCAUGUUCCUUCCUCCUUUAAAUCCGGUUGCUAAACUACAUCGGCAACGUUUGUAGUUCGUGCGCGAAACUACCUAUUACGAAUUAAGGAUUAUGGACACUUAUUCCAGAUGCUACUGAGGAACCUAUUUUUCAUAAUGAUUUCUGGGGCAUCAUAUAUAAGGUAGCCUGGCACAGAUUCCACCACUGGAUAGUGUGUUCAGGAAUUUUGCUGUAGGCCAGGAAAAGAAUGGUUCCAUUGGACUAUCGAAGAAAUAUAAGCCAUUUUUGCCAAUUAGCUAGCUAAUAAGCUGUAAAUAGUCGUGUUGGAUCGGCGUUGAUGUCAUCAAAGUUGAGAUUUACCAGUAGGGAAUAUUAUUGGAAGGCCUUUUAUUCAAGCUUGGCACGCAGUGUUAAAAAACGUUAAAAGCACAUGAAUUGCCACAAAAAAAACCAUGUGCCCAAUUUAAAAAAAUGCUACGCAAUAAUGGCAGCUAUAGGAGGUGAUACUAUGUCUGGCGAAAGUGAAAGGGAAUCGCGUAAUAUCCUAUCGCCGUAUCGCGUUA